GAAACACUUCGCAUGUUCCAUCUUUAUCGGUUCCUCUGUUGUAAGCAAAGUCGUUUGGACCAUCUUAAUGUCGGUUUCUAAUUCACGAUCCUACAACAUGAUCUUCUCACAUUGACUGCUGUCAAUCGGUAUCACCAGUCGGAACAUCUGCUGUAUGUCUACUGUUGUGCUACUAGAAGUAUUAGCUUUUAGAACAACAAUCGAAAUCAAUCGGUAUCAACAAUCGAAAUAUUAGCUUUCAGAACAAUACCAGCCCCUCUCCCAAAUGCCACACCGGUUCAGCUACCAGAACUGCGUUUUCGUAAGUGACCUUGUUUUUCGAUUUCAUAUCUUCUCAAUUAAUAAGUAUUAGGUUACAAAAAUUGAUAAAUGAAUCCUGAAAGAAGAUCAACAAUAUGCUCUUCCAGCAUCUGUGGAACCACUUACACCUAAGUGGCGGCCACGACGAGGAUCUCUACGACGUGUACGAUUAUAUCAGCGACCACUCACAUUCGCUUUCGAUACCGACCACGACAAGAAAGACAAGUGCUGGCACAUCAGCACCCAUUGGAGGAGCGAGAGCUACAGCUUUUGUGGUCGAGGAUAAAGGGGCUCGUUGGAAGGAGGUAGGAAAGGGGUUUACGAAUAGUUUUGACAACCUGUUCAACCAAGUGCGAAAAGACGUCCAAGAAUAUCGCGAAAACCUACCUGACGCGACUGAAAAAGUUAAGGGUAGUUGACGACAUCUUUUUUCACAAAACAACCAUGUACUAUAACUACUUAUAAGAUAUGCUGAAUAUUAUUAGUUGAGCCCUUUCAUCCACAUUGCUUUUCUUCUCAUGCAUCAAGAGUUGUUGACCAAAGUUCCGGCAUGAUAGGACAAUCCACACGCCUCGAAAAUUUAUUUAGUUCUAAUCUCCAACGAGCCGCAGAAGCACGUUCGUCUUUCAAACAGUCUGCCUCAGCGUUUGCGGAAAAGUGGAAAGGCCUGAAGGAUUUUCUGAACACUUUUACAGACAAGCACAGAAAAUUGCAACAAAUAGUCUCACAGAUCAACGAAGGACUACAAAGUCUUGGAGGAGGAAGCACAGCUGCAGAAGAUUGAGCAGGAUGUUGGUUCGGACAACUACUGGUGCUUAUUUUUAAGGCUCAACUUUCAAUGGUCACCAUUUAGAUUGGAGUCACUGAAAUCGAAGAGGCGACCUUCCCUGGAGAGGAGAACAGGGGAAAACUAAGGGGAGAGCUUUGAAGAGGGUCUCUUCCGUUCAGGGUCAGUGACCACUGA
Molecule: messenger RNA, 1264 nt
Organism: Amoebophrya sp. A25
Lineage: Eukaryota; Dinophyceae; Syndiniales; Amoebophryaceae
Source: the annotation of a GenBank genome assembly